AUGUGUUGUGCUUAGUAUAGUGGUUGUGCGGGUGUUUGUAGCGGUUAUUUUCUAUGGGUAGAUAGUGUUGUCUACCGGAGACUGGGAUAUCUUUAUAUAUUAUUAUUAACGUUCUUUGCCACAGAAAUGUACCCAAACAUUACAACAAGUUAUUUUUCUAAGUGAUUACUAUUUUCAUGUUGUAAAAUCUGGUUUGUGUUUUUGACAUGGCGGAUAGUGCUAGUGAAAGCGACAGCGGUUCGGUUGAUGGAUUGUGUACUAUUCCUCUGUCUUUAACUAGAGAACAGUUCCAAAAACGAAUAGACUCUUUACAGCAAGAAAAUAAAGUCUUGAAACUUGAAGUUGAAACUUAUAAAUUUAGAAUCAAAAGUUUGCAAGAAGAAAAUAAAUAUUUGAGACAAGUUAGCGUUAAUAUACAAGCAAAAGCUGAACAGGAAGAAGAAUAUAUUAGCAAUACUCUUUUAAAGAAAAUUCAAGCUUUGAAAAAAGAACAAGAGGCCUUAGCUAUCAAUUAUGAGCAAGAAGAAGAAUGUCUCACUAAUGAUUUAUUUCGAAAGCUUUCUCAACUUCGUCAAGAAAAAGUGCAUUUGGAGCAAACUCUUGAACAUGAACAAGAAGCCUUAGUUAAUAAGCUUAUGAGAAAAAUAGAAAAGUUGGAAGCUCAGACUCAAGCCAAGCAGCAUAAUUUAGAGCAGUUGCGGAGAGAAAAAGUAGAAUUGGAGAAUACAUUAGAACAAGAACAAGAAGCUCUUGUGAAUAAGUUAUGGAAGCGCAUGGAUAAAUUGGAAGCUGAGAAAAGGCUUUUACAAGAAAAAUUAGAGCAACCUGUGUCUGCACCUCCUUCUCCAAGAGAUAUCAAUAAAGGUGAUACUGCUGCUAAUUUAACUCUACAUGUGCAACACCUCCGAAAUGAAGUAGCAAAGUUAAAAAUGCAGCUUCUGAAUGCACAGCAAGAGCAUUCUGAGAAAAUGGCACAGUUUGCUUUAGAAGAAAAAAAUGUCCGAGAUGAAAAUAUUCGCCUCCAGAGACGACUACAGAUGGAAGUUGAAAGAAGAGAAGCCUUAUGCCGUCAUCUUUCUGAGAGUGAAUCUAGUCUAGAAAUGGAUGAAGAAAGGCAGUUCAAUGAAAUGACAAGCUGUGGUCAUAUGAAUUCAAGAUCAGUGCCUAGUCCUGUUCCGCUGACCCAUCCAACUAUGUCUUCCAAUCCUCACAGUCCAGCCAUGAGUAUUUCUAGCAGCCGAGAAACAUUUAGUCCCAGUUCUUUCAACAGGUGCCACCACUGUAAUCAAAGUAUAACCCAGCUCAAUGUGAUGCCAAGUCCCUCACCUCCACCAGCUUUUUCACCAGGCUCUGUAAACUCUCAGGGUACAGGUUCCAAUUCAAAUCGAGGUAAGUCACCAUCCCAAGAGCGUUUUUUAAAGCCAGCUGCACCACCCUAGAAGAGCUGCUAGAUGCUUGGAAUGCUUUAAAGGCAGUGUGGUUAAGGAGCAAUGACAUUUUAUUGUUUCAUUUAAGGUCCUUAUUUGCAUUACUUACAAGUCAUGCUUCUUAAAUAUUUCAGUGUAAUUUGUAUGAAACACACGCUUACUCCUCUUCAAAUCUCAGUUUUAAAUAUGAGGUUGCAGCUUCAGUCACACGUUUUAUUUAUAUUCAAGUGUCUUGUGUUGAAAUGUUAUAUAUUCCUUAAUUUUCAUUUUUGUCUUGAUUUACACACAUAUACAUGCAUCAGCCUAACAGGGAAAUGUUAUUAGGAAAUAUAUGACAUUUAGUUGCAUUUUACAGAGUUUAAAAAUGUUUGCUAUUGAAUGCAAAGAUUAAUUUUUGUUCUCUUAAUAUAGUUGCAUUUUUAUGAAGGCUUUGACAGGUUCAAAUAUAGGAAGUGUUUGCAGCUAAUUAAUUUAAUGUUCCUCUAUUUGUAUAUAUUUGUUUCAAUCUUUUAUUGUCCUUUCAUCAGCAACUGAAAUUUUAGAUGACAUUGUAAUUUGUAUUCUUAGCUUCUGAACAAUGGACAAUUUACUUACAUGUGCUUUGUACUUAUAUUAUUGUAAUAUGUUGAAUGAGCUUUUCUGAAUUGUCAUAUGAAAAUUUCAAAGCAAGCAAUUGCUUACAACUUUCCUUUUUAUAUGUAUUUUUGAAAUAAAGCUCUUUUAUUUGAAUAUGUGUGUAUAAUAAAAUUUUAAGAUUGUUAUGCAUUUUUAAAACAUAAUGAUGAAACUAAAUUCAUAAAAGUUUCUGUAAUUUUCAAUCGGACUCAUGACUUAGAAACAAAGGUGUUAUUAUAUCAGUCGUUUUACCUCAGUAAUCAUGAACAUCUGUACAAAUACCAGUGUAUUGCAAUUUAAUAAAGAGAAUGUGUGUGUGUUCCACAAAA
This is a messenger RNA of Stegodyphus dumicola, 2371 nucleotides long. RefSeq names its product coiled-coil domain-containing protein 6-like. The record is from RefSeq and is a predicted model, not a curated record. NCBI's taxonomy places the organism in Eukaryota, Metazoa, Arthropoda, Arachnida, Araneae, Eresidae.